AUGACACUGCGCUUGCCGUCACCACCAGAGCUCGACUCAGAUGAGGAGGAGGAGGAAGACGUGCCACGCGUGGCGAAGGCACGCCUCCGCGUCAUCUCUGGCGCCACCCCGGGCGAGUUUGACCUGUUCGAAGGCGACAACAUCGUUGGACGGCAAACUGCAGUGGAUGCGCAGGUGAAGCUGGACAACAGCUACGUCUCGGAGCAGCAUGCGAAGAUCAGCAUCGACAACACGGAUGUCAUCACCCUCACUGAUCUGGGCAGCACCUCCCACACUUACGUCAACAAGCGCAGCAAGCGCAACCGGUUGAAGAAGGACGAGCCGCGUGUCCUCGACCAUGAGCAGCUCGUGUUCUUUGCAGACGUCAAGGCGCAGCUCCUCGUCGUUCCCCAGAGGCCAGGAACGCCGCCGCUGCAGGUGCAUAUCUCGCCGAAGAGGACGAGGAAGAAGAAGGAGAGGACAGCGGAAAGCCAACGCCUGCUGCAGCGAAGCCCGAACCAACAGCGCCCAUGGAACCAACAGCGCCCAUGGAACCAACAGCGCCCAUGGAACCAACAGCACCCAUGGAACCAACAGCACCCAUGGAACCAACAGCACCCAUGGAACCAACAGCACCCAUGGAACCAACAGCGCCCAUGGAACCAACAGCACCCAUGGAACCAACAGCACCCAUGGAACCAACAGCGCCCAUGGAACUAA
Molecule: messenger RNA, 699 nt
Organism: Salpingoeca rosetta
Lineage: Eukaryota; Choanoflagellata; Craspedida; Salpingoecidae
Exons: 5
Coding region: 1-699 (232 amino acids)
Molecular function (GO): protein binding
Source: RefSeq, a predicted model, not a curated record